AUGUCUGCCAAUCAUCUACUACAGCUUUGCUUGGACAAGGCUCAAGCCCUUUUUUCCCAACUGCCGCCCAAUGCUCAGGACUAUCUGUCCCGUCCAUUUGUACACAAGGCGAUCGCAUUUCUGACUGCUAUUCAGUCGCUGAGGGUUGUCAACAGAUAUCUAUCCCAAAGGGAGCAGAACAACUGGGUCCACGCGCGCCCUUGGAAUGCGUCUAAGGAGUUGGUACUGCUUACAGGAGGAAGCAGUGGAAUCGGAAAGCAGAUCAUGCAGGACUUGUCCAAGCUUAAAGUUAAGAUUAUCAUUUUUGAUAUUCAGGAGCCCAAGUUCCCCUUGCCAUCGAAUGUGUUUUUCUACAAGGUCGAUCUUACAUCCUCUGCCGCAAUCAAAGAGACGGCUACAGCGGUCCGAAGGGAUCAUGGUCAUCCGACAAUUCUGAUCAACAACGCCGGUGUUGGCUUCGGGGGAACCGUCCUGGACGAACCGGAAGAAAAGAUACGCCUGACCGUUGAGGUCAACGCUCUAUCACAUUUCUGGACUGUGAAGGAAUUCUUGCCUAGUAUGAUCAAGAAUGACCAUGGUCAUAUCGUGAACAUCGCCAGCUUGGCCAGCUUUAUAGCCCUGGGAGAAAUGGCCGACUACGCUUGUUCGAAAGCUGGGGCGCUUGCAUUCCACGAAAGUUUGACCCAGGAGAUCAAGCACUGGUAUGGUUCAAGAAGGGUGCGCACAAGUAUCAUCCACCCGUUAUGGGUUCAGACACCCAUGAUCAGUGACCUCACCCAACACCGCUCACAGUUUGGACAGCCCAUUAUGACACCUGAGAAGGUCUCCCAAGCCGUGGUGAAGCAGCUUGUAAACGGAAAUGGGGGCCAGGUCGUUCUUCCCUCGUCUCACAGCUUUGCUUCCAUGCUCCGCGGGCUUCCGAACUGGAUUCAGGAACGCUUGCGAGAUAAUGCCUCUCAAAGUUUCGUCAAUUUGCGGCGGCUGGAGCAGAAGCUGGCGGACUCGUAA
Aspergillus bombycis is the source of this 1008-nucleotide messenger RNA. RefSeq names its product SDR family oxidoreductase. The record is from RefSeq and is a predicted model, not a curated record. Gene Ontology annotation, molecular function: oxidoreductase activity, acting on the CH-OH group of donors, NAD or NADP as acceptor. The transcript has 3 exons. NCBI's taxonomy places the organism in Eukaryota, Fungi, Ascomycota, Eurotiomycetes, Eurotiales, Aspergillaceae. The coding region runs from base 1 to 1008 and encodes 335 amino acids.